GAUUUCAUUUAUUUAUGCGUGUUCGUUUUAUAACUCAAUUUACACCCUCGAAAGCUUGGCAAAGUAAAAAAAUAGUUUUUCUUAUAACACCACUACUUUGCUAAAAAUACAAACUUACUCUAUACAUUAAAUAUGACUAAACGAAAGUUUUGAAUACAGAAAGAAGUAUGUCUCAUAGAAUUUUUGUUGAAAAGAUCCAAAUCAACAAAUAACAAAAGAGUAUGAAUAAAAAAACAUAUUGAAAAUCAGAGUAAUAUUUAUAGUAUACUAGAGAUGGAUCAAGCUACAAAUAUAAAUAAUUCAUUAGAUUAUUUUGAAAUAAUAUUACUUUUGUCAUUACAGUUACCUGUCAAAAUGACAUCUAUGAAACAGUUCUCAAUUAGUGUUAUGCUAUACAUUUUCCUGCUCAAUUUAGAAAUAUAUUGCAUUUGGCCACCUGCUUAUAAGGUCAACUUAACCGAUGAGGAAACCUUCGAAAUCUUUGACGCUUUGAAGAACAGCGACGUUCAGGAUGUGUACGACGAAGAAGAACUGAUCAAAAGAGAAGAUUUGGAAAAGCUCGGCAUCAAGUCUCACCCUGAGAAAUAUUUCCGAAUCCAUCACAGCCUUCGAAGGAAAAAAAAAGAUAUCAGUACAAAAGACAAGAGAAUGAAGAAGAAAGUAUUUGAAACAUUCAAUCCGGAUAGCGAGUAUUCACUACCGUGGAAGGGAGGAUUCGUAAACGAAGAAGGAAGUUUUAUCAAAGAUGAAGAUGUGAUCUACUUCAAUCAAGACGCUAUCAUCUUUGAGGAACAUAAAGAAAAAAGGGACGAUAAAGUGGAGAAUAAAAACGAAAAUUACGACUACUCUAAACUGAAACAAGAAUAUAAAGAAGAACUGAAAACCGUUGUGAAAUCGAACGAAACAUUGAACUAUACUGAUACAAAAGAAGAGGAAUCUUUGAAAGAAUCAGUUAGAUCUCUUAUAAAGAAGCCACUAAGAAAUUGUACAGAUGAAGAAAAGAAAGGAAUAGGAAUACUUGCUAUCGAAUGUCUUCUUACAGACCUAAACAAGCCUAGGAUGAAGAACCAGUUUCUUGAAAAACUUGUGAGAAUUGUAGCCGUUUGGUUUGCGGUUUACUUAAUCAUAGUAAUACCCUGCUGGUGUCAAUAUGGCUGGUGCUGCUGUUGCUUCAGAUGCAAGUUCUGUCAGCCUAGGGAAGAAAUUGAAGAAGUGAAGAGAUAUUUCACAAAUAACCCUCCAGGUAUCUUUCACGAUAAAGAUAACAAAGUAUUUGAGUACCAGCCAACUUUUUAUGAGAAGUAUGCCCACAAAAAACUUGAACAAGAGUUGAGAAACUUAUAAUGUGAAGUAAUUGUUGCUCUGUGAGUUUAUUAGGAGAAUAUUAUACUGUUGAAAUAUU
This is a messenger RNA of Leptinotarsa decemlineata (Colorado potato beetle), 1402 nucleotides long. RefSeq lists its product as uncharacterized. The record is from RefSeq and is a predicted model, not a curated record. Lineage: Eukaryota; Metazoa; Arthropoda; Insecta; Coleoptera; Chrysomelidae.